Coregonus clupeaformis (lake whitefish) is the source of this 2997-nucleotide messenger RNA. RefSeq names its product centrosomal protein of 55 kDa-like. Lineage: Eukaryota; Metazoa; Chordata; Actinopteri; Salmoniformes; Salmonidae. Gene Ontology annotation, biological process: mitotic cytokinesis; regulation of phosphatidylinositol 3-kinase/protein kinase B signal transduction. The transcript has a single exon. Bases 11 to 1417 code for a protein of 468 amino acids. The record is from RefSeq and is a predicted model, not a curated record.
CUUAGCAACGAUGUCAUCCAGCAACAAAAACAAGGACAACUUCGUCGACAAGACAGGUGAAAAGCUGUGUUGCUCUAAAAAGGAUAUGGAGAUCAGUAAACUCAGAAAGGAGAAUGCAUAUCUCAGGAAGUCAUUGGAUGAGCUGUCUAGUCAGAAAAGAGAACCAUCCGAUUCUGAAAAUAACAUGCUUUUAUUAGAGAAAAUCCUGUCACUGGAGACUCUACCAGAGAAGAACGCUCAGCAGCUGCUGGCCAGGGACCAGGAAAUCUGCUCUCUUUGGAAGCAGGCCCAUGUGGCGGGGGGUGAGACAGUGGCCAGUCUGCAGGUCCAGAUAGACCACUAUGUCAGGGAGGCCAACCAGAGAAAAAUACUAUUCCAGUCACUCCAAGCCGAGACAGAGAAUGUUAAGAACAAGCUGGUCUCCAUGUCUGCUAAGUGCCAGAAGCUGGAGAGUAGUAGAGCUGGCGCUGGGUUGCACAGCUGCCCAUCAGAUGGACAGGUGUCCACCACCAGUACUGCAAUGAGCCACGACCACCUCAGAGAUGCACUGGAAAAGAACCAGCAGUGGCUGGCCUACGACCAGCAGAGAGAGGCCUAUGUGAAGGCGGUGUUGGCCCGGGUGUUUGGGCUGGAGCAGCAGCUGAACCAGGCCAAGCAGACCCUUGCACAGCAGCAUAAAGACGCCCAUUCAGAAGAGAGGUCAGUGCAGAUACAGAAGCACUAUGAGAAAUUGUUACUGACGACCAAGAGGGAGCUGGAAACUCAGAGAGAGCAGGUCAAUAUAGCCCAGAGACAACUAACUGAGCUGCAGUGUAGGUAUGAGGAGAAGCAGAGAGAGGUUGGAGAUGCGAGGCAGCAGUUCCAGCCGGAGAGGCUGAGUAUUCGGCAGAGUGUCCAGAAGGAGAAGCGUCGCUCUGGGGACAGAGAGGGCCAUCUGUGGGGUGACAUGGAGGAGCUCCAGGCCAGACUAGAGGAAAAGGAGAUCAGGUCUGCUGAGCUCAUAGUACAGGUGAAUCUACUGCAGAAAUCCCUACUGAGCCUGCAUGAGGAGCAGAAAUGCGUCACAAUUCUAGAACAGCAGAUCCAGGUGUCUGCCAAAGACCUGGAGGAUGAGAAGCGAGACUGUCAGUAUUUACAACAACAGCUCCACAACGUGUUGAAGAAGCUACGCAAGGCAAAGGACCACGUCGCCAAACUCGAGUCAGAUAAGGGGCAGAGGGAGUUGUCCUGUCUGUACGAGGCCAGUUCUCACAGCAAACCCCCAGCACCCCUGAAGCCCUCCAAAGAGAGCGUCACCUCCCCCUCUCAGGUCCCCAAGAUGCUGGACGAGAGCUUCUUAGAAUGUCCCAGCUGCCGAGCCCAGUACCUCACCAGCCACCACCGAGAGCUGCUGGCCCACCUCGAGCACUGUCUGUAAACACUGUCUGGGCUGUACAGGGGCUGGGAGCAUAGAAGUAGGCCAAGAUCUAUCCAAUCUAUUUAGAAUCUAGUCCUUCUUUUUUUUUUGGCUGGGAGUACCCACCCCAAUAAGGAAUAGUCUGGAACAGGCUAGGGGCGACAUUUUACUAUUCUAAAACGCACUAAACUUAACAAAAUGUUAUAGGUGGUGCGAACACCAGCUGCAAUGCCAUGGUUACUUUGUGAACUGCGUCUGUGUGUUUAGAAGAGUAAAAUGUCAACCUGUAUGUCUAUGUACCUUGGUCCUGGAUUGCUACUGGAUCGGAUUGGCGAUCAAACUGGAAAUAGCACUUACUGUAUACUGUAAGGAACAUUGCUUCAAGCCAAUGAGUUGAUCAAUCAAUCAAUGUAUUUUAUAAAGCCCUUUAUAACUGUUGAACUAUUUACUCACUCAUGCUUUUAUGUUUUUCUCUCUGACUAAAGUGUAAAUCUGUUGACUGGUUUAAAAUACUUUAGAUCAUUUUGAUGUUCAGAGACUGUUGUGAAUUGUUGUUCCUAAUGUCCAUUAUUAUUAUCCUUGCAUAAAUCUUCUAAAUACCCGUUAAUAAAAAAUAAAAAAAACUAUUGUUCUAGAAAUGUAUAGUUCUUGUUUCCAGCGAAUCGUGAUCGUUUGUAAAUUAAAAGAAACAAUCUUAUUACAAUAAAACAGACUGUAGCCUACAUUGUAUCAAAGAAGGUCUAGAAAUUACUGAUUGUAUUUCUAUUCCAGACUAGUGAUAAAUGACUGGCAUCAUUUAAAUGUUUUGCUUUAUUUAAGCUUUAAAUAGGUUACAGUAUAACAUUUGUAUUCAUUUAUUAAAUGUACCACAUUUGUUACUGAGACAAUAGAGCACUCCUAAUUUUCAAUAUACUGUAAAUACAGAAUAAAGUGGCUCCUACUGAGCUGCUCUCCUUACAAGACACUAUUAUUCAAAUGCUCACCUCCGCUCUCUUUCAACUUCACAGGCCCCACAGGACAUGGUUUGGUUUUCAGUAAGCUGCUCAAGACACCCCUCCUUUAAUGCCACCCUAAUCCCCCUUACUGCCCACUAAAACGUUUGCAAGACAGUGACGGAUAGGUAUUUUCAAUAAGCAAAUAACGAUAUCUGAACAGGUCUCGCUUAUGCUGAAAUUGGUCAAAGAAAAGUAUAAGAAGUUCUAUAGAUUAAAUGUUGAUGGGUACAGUCCAAGCAAGACAAGACUUGCAUAUGUUUUAAGAAUAAUUAAUCAUUUUCAAAUGUAGCAAUAAAUAAUCAAAUAGGAAUUACAUAGUUUUGUACGAAAGUAUCCAUUGAACAGUUAUCUACAGGUUGUUAACAUUGAGGCACUUGCUGAAUCCACUUUUUUCCUCAAUCACACUUACUUGAACCAAAAUGACUUCAAUAAAUACAUAAACCAGUAACCUUCACACACAUCUAUAAAAAGGGCAUGGUCAUAAAUAUGAACAAGAACAAAUUGUGCAAUAUAUUUCUCAAACAUAUCCUCUAUGAGAAAUUACAUUGAAAUGGAAUGGCAUAGCACAAAGGGUUUUGUUAACAGAGGACUAAGUUUGCAAAGGGA